AUGGAUGGCGGCGCGGAGACUCUACCGGAACCGGCCAUCCUCGGGCAGCGACGCGAGUCUCCUCCUCCUCUGCUGCGGGAGCGACAUGGCCUGCAAGAAACGGCCGCGCUGCCGAUCCCCGGCGAGAUCCUGGCGGAGGUCUUCCUCCGGCUGCCCACCCCAACAGACCUUAUCCGCGCCUCCGCCGCCUGCGUCUCCUUCCGCCGCGUGGCCACCGGCGGCUCCUUCCUCCGCCGCUUCCGCAAGCUCCACACCCCGCCCUUCCUCGGCUUCCUCGAGCGCGAACGCAAAUUGUUCCACCCAGCUGCCCCGCCCCACCCCUCCGCGCCGGGAGCCAGUGCCGCCGCCCUCGUCGCCGACUUCUCCUUCUCCUUCCUCCCCGCCCCCGCCAGCGACUGGCUCGUACAGGACACUCGGGACGGCCGCGUCCUCCUCGACAGAGCCCCCCAGCACGACCUCGAAAACAGAUACGAAGUCGUCUUCCCGGAGUUGGUGGUCUGCGACCCCUUGCACCGACGGUACCUCCUGCUUCCCCCAAUCCCUCCCCACCUAACCGCUACGGUGCUGCGACCAGUCUGGAUAAAACGUCACCGUUACUGCGAGACCUUCCUCGCCCCCGCCGCCGGCGACGAGGAAGUAUCUGCAGCCGAAGAGAUGUCAUUCAGCGUGGUCUGGAUGGCGCAUUGCUCAGACAAGCUCUCCGCCUUUGCGUUCUCCUCCACCACCGGACAGUGGCGAUCCAUUUCAUCUCAGAGCUGGAGCGAUUUGCUUCCUGGCCUGCAAUGGCUGAAAGGAAUGGCUCUCUUCUCCUGGCGGCAGUACGCUUAUGGGUGCUUCUACUGGGUGACAGAUUGGAGGGAAUUGUUGCUGGUGCUUGACACACGGAGGAUGGAGGUCUCCAUCGCCGAACCCCCACCCGAAGCCAUAGGUUUGGCUGGUGUGGAUAUAGCCUUUGUAGAGGCAGGGGAAGGCAGGCCCGGGAUGUUUGUGCGUCCAUCAUACAGAAAUGACCUCAAGUACAGUGUUAGGCAGCACAACUGUGGGAGCUCUGGCCAGUGGCAGUUCCAGAGAACAAUUUCACUGGAUUUUGAUUUUUUGGUCAUGGGUUCAGAGGGGAGGCACUUGUUUCUGUUUCAGUGGGGAAGCCCGACGCGCGAUGCCAGCUGUUUUUCACUGGACGUCGAGACAUUCCAGCUCGAGAGGGUGUUUGUUUCGGACUCCUGCAGGCCCUCUGGGCACACAUAUAGCAACUUCCCGCCAUCGUUACUGUCUACGCCAAGAAUAUCAACUGGUGUUGAAGAAGGGGUUGAGGAGAUGCUGGAACAAGGCUGUGCUGCAAGCUCAAGCGCAUAGUCACCAUGUUCAGAAUAGCGCUGAUGCAAAUACUGGAUGUUAGGCUGAUGCGCCGAUGAUUGGAGAUGGUGCUGAGGCUGCAACGCAACUCACAGUUGACCACUGAGUUUGUCUGCUUUUUGGCUCUGUAAUAUGGUUAUCCAGAAGGAUAUUGUAGAACCUGGUGUAUCUGUCCUGUUUGCCUUGAUCCGACAGUGAUUGGCACGUUUGUUUCUCGGCUAAGGUACCGAGAUCAUUAAGGUCACUUAGUUUCUUCAGAAUCAUCAUGUUAACCAAGACUCUGUAAGAAGUCAGACUAAGUGUGAUCUUGCUGUAUGUC
Lolium rigidum is the source of this 1672-nucleotide messenger RNA. RefSeq lists its product as uncharacterized. Lineage: Eukaryota; Viridiplantae; Streptophyta; Magnoliopsida; Poales; Poaceae. The transcript has 2 exons. The record is from RefSeq and is a predicted model, not a curated record. The coding region runs from base 1 to 1353 and encodes 450 amino acids. Gene Ontology annotation, molecular function: protein binding.